AUGGAAAAUCGCACAUGCAGUUCUGGUUCAGGAAAAAUUAUGCCGCCAGAACAAAACCGUAACAAUGCUAAUGUAAAUAAUGAACGUGAUAUCACAAACUUGCACGAUCAAGAAGAGUAUAUAGAUUAUAAUAUUUAUGAUUAUGCAAGGGGAAAUAAUAUAAUGGAUCAAAGCGGGUAUGCAAUCAAUUCUACGCAAAACAAGCAUGGAGAGGUAAUUAACCCCGCGAUAAAUUUGUAUAAAAGCGAAAAUAACAUAUAUGAGAAUAAUCAUUUAAAUGUAAAAUCUAAUAAUUCUUUUAAUGUGGUACCAAUACCACCAAGAGAUGCAGAACAUUAUGACUAUGUAAAUGUGCCUAUAAGCUAUAACCAAUAUAGUUGUUAUAAUCCUUUAGAGAUGAAAAACAAUUAUUUUGCAAGUAAUGAUAAUAAUAAAGAUGACAUAAUUAAUAAUGAUAUGGGAAGAAUCCAUGCCAUCCCUAAUUUAAGUACCAAAUUAAAUAACUCAUUUAAUAUGAGUUUAUGUAAUAAAAACCAUUCAAAUGAAAAAAUUAUGAACAGUCAAAUUAAUAAUUAUAAUGAACAAAAUAAUUAUAAUAAUGAUUUAUAUGACUACGUACAUAGUGACCUGAAUAAGGUAAAUUAUGACUACGCUGUGCACAAUUAUAACGCUGAUAUAAGUAAUAACAUUAAUAGUGUUAACCAUAAUAGUGGUAUAAACAGUAUUAACAGCAUGGACCAUAUCAGCGGCAUGGACCAUAUCAGCGGCAUGGAUCAUAUCAGCGGCAUGGACCAUAUUAGCGGCAUGGACCAUAUCAGCGACAUAAAUAAUGUGUACAGGAUGAACCAUAUUAGCAGCAUGAAUAACAUGCACAGAGUUCCCUACGAUCCGCAGAUACACACGAACACUUUGAACAGCGAAAGAUAUCACUCCUUCCCUGUGAAUACCUUUCACUUAUUACUCAAUAAAGGAGGAGGGUCCGAAAUUAAUGAUAGUGAAAAGAAAUUUUCAAAACUUAAAAAUAUUAACAUGAGUAAAAAAAAUUACCAUCAACAUCAAUUUAACCAUCCACAUCCACAUUCAUACUCUCACCCGCAUGCUCAUCAUAACUUAGAUCAGUUACAGGCAAUUGUGUGUUUACAAAAGCUAGAAGAGAUUCCAGCUCCUUUUUUAAAUAUAAGUGAAAUUAAAUAUUCUGUUAGUGUAUACUUUAAUACGUACGAUGAUAUAUUACAAAAGUAUCAAUCCAAAUUUUAUAAUUGUAAAUUAAGUGAGUCAAAUAAUUAUGCUGAUUGUGAUUUGCAAAAUGAAAUAAUAAAUUUGCCUUUCAAUAAUGAAGAAUUUAUUUAUUUAAAAGUAAUAGAAUCAUCUGUAUAUAAAACAGAAAUAACUGGAAGGUUGCAGUUAAAAGUUAAGUCCCUAUCUCAAGAAUAUCCUCUACGAAUACCUAUAAUAGGAGAUGAUGGAAACUCAAAAGGAUUUUUAAUUAUGAAUUUUUUUGUUACUUCGUCAUACUAUGAUGUAAAAAAUGAUAUACUAACAGACAACUCAACUUUACCAAGUAGAACAAAGUUCACUAGAAUAAGAAGGAAAAACAAUGGCUUUCAUUUUUUUGAAAAUUUUACUAAGUGGUGUUGUGAAAUAUCGGACCAUCAUAUAAAUUAA
Molecule: messenger RNA, 1665 nt
Organism: Plasmodium malariae
Lineage: Eukaryota; Apicomplexa; Aconoidasida; Haemosporida; Plasmodiidae
Product: conserved Plasmodium protein, unknown function
Exons: 2
Coding region: 1-1665 (554 amino acids)
Source: RefSeq, a predicted model, not a curated record